Messenger RNA from Sorghum bicolor (sorghum), 1329 nucleotides. RefSeq lists its product as uncharacterized. The transcript is spliced from 4 exons. Bases 178 to 1299 code for a protein of 373 amino acids. Lineage: Eukaryota; Viridiplantae; Streptophyta; Magnoliopsida; Poales; Poaceae. The record is from RefSeq and is a predicted model, not a curated record.
AUUCCCCAUGAGACAAUCGAAACUCUUUUGCAGCCCUACUUCCGGUGCUUUUUCUUCCAAUGGAUCGACGGGCCGGACAAGUUUGACCCAAGAAUUCUGCUUUUCUACCCCGGCGUUGAUCAUUGCAAACGUGAGUUGUUUACUCGCUGGGUUCCGCCCCCCCCUAACCCUCCUCCUAUGACGGAGGAAGAGAAGGCCGUCGCCUCUGCACUUCGGCUCGAGGAUCCUCCGAAGUGUCAUUGCGGAGAACAAGCCGUGAUAAAUCCACAGAAUGAACUAGAGUUUGUUUGUCCUCUGCGGCGUGAAGAUCGUGGUUUUCGAAAGUGCCGUUUCAAGGAGUGGAUCUAUGGUCCAAAGAGCCAUUGGCCAGAGCCUGAGAAGCAGGAGGAGGUUGUAGAGUGGAAGAAGAAGCGGAGGUCUAUUGCGCCUCCCGUGAUGUGCAAAUGUGGUGUUGAAGCUAGCUACGGCCUAGUUCCUUCAGGUCUUGGGAUUGGCCACUUCUGUGGCCACAUGAUCGACUAUGAUGAGAGCACUCAGAAAUGCAAAUGGGAAUCAUCUGAUGAUGUGUUUAAGUUCAAAGAUGAAUAUAAGGCAAGAGUAGCAGUUCGCAAGACGAGAGGUUAUCCUGCAAACUACGUCACUGAUUUUGUGAAGGACCAUAAGAAGAAAAUGCUUGCAUUCGCCCAGGAGUUGCGUGUUCGUAACCCUGCGAGUAUUGCAUGGAAGAAGUGGUCCGAGGAGAGGGAAAAGGAGAUAGAGGAUUACCGUGCAAGCAAGGCUGAAGAGCAUGCAAGGAAGGCUGCGGAGGAGGCUGAGCGAGUUGAGAUGCAAUGCUUGAACGAUACUAUUGCCUCAUUAUGUGCUAAGAUUGGAUGCACCGGAAACUGGCAAGCAGAUGUGGGCCGUGCUAAGUACGCGGAGAAUAUGAUAUUAGGGCGGGACGGUGCAGUUGGUGGCACUGCUAGCCGUCCGAUUGUGGUCGAAGAGGAGGCCGAGGCGGAGGAAGACGACGACACCGGAAGGAUAGGCGACCUCAUUCGUCUUGCCGAGGAAUUGGGGUACCCUGAGGAGAAGCAUGACCAGAAGACAUCGGUCUACCACUCAUGGUGGCCAACAGACAUGACCGAGGAAGAGGGACAGUUAUACUCUCAGGCGGCAGAAGAGGCGGAGGCAGCUUACUACGAGAGACAGGCUAGUGAGGCCAAGGCAGCGGAGGCGAGCAUGGGUAAGGAGGCUGUAGUGGACGAUUGGGAGUCCGAGGACGAGUUGCUUACGCAGUGGUGCACGCAGUUUGAUUGAUGUGGUAAUGUAUGUGAGUGGCUUAGGGAU